AUGUUUAAGCCUACGGAGCCAAUGCUCAUGCGCUUGCGCUUGACCACCAAGCAGGUCAAUGGUGGCUACUACAAGGGAAACCGGACCGGCUCCAUGGGUUCCUUCGACAAGAAGGGCCAGUACAGGUCCCAGGUGGAAAAGCACCGCAAUUAUAUCCCUGCGGCCAAGCUUGAUUUGCCUGGACUCCCCGAGGGUGCAAGCACCAAGGAACCUUUCCUGCUCACUCCCUUCGUCACAAAACACAUGCGACCCACGCCUUCAAAUUACGUGCAAGACCUUGAAAGAAAUGGCAAGACAGUCACCGUGAUCCGAGGAUUCGAAGGCACCGAUUACCUGAACAUGUGGGCCGACACCCGUGAGGCCUUCUACCUCCAACGAUUCCCGCAGAAGUCGAAGAAGUCCAAGAAGUCCAAGAAGUCGACCGAAGAAACCUCUGAUCAAUGA
Molecule: messenger RNA, 444 nt
Organism: Penicillium antarcticum
Lineage: Eukaryota; Fungi; Ascomycota; Eurotiomycetes; Eurotiales; Aspergillaceae
Product: mitochondrial 54S ribosomal protein mL41
Exons: 2
Coding region: 1-444 (147 amino acids)
Source: RefSeq, a predicted model, not a curated record